Molecule: messenger RNA, 6483 nt
Organism: Periophthalmus magnuspinnatus
Lineage: Eukaryota; Metazoa; Chordata; Actinopteri; Gobiiformes; Gobiidae
Gene: samd4a
Product: sterile alpha motif domain containing 4A
Exons: 13
Coding region: 888-2990 (700 amino acids)
Biological process (GO): regulation of mRNA stability; negative regulation of translation; nuclear-transcribed mRNA poly(A) tail shortening
Cellular component (GO): P-body
Molecular function (GO): mRNA binding; protein binding; translation repressor activity
Source: RefSeq, a predicted model, not a curated record
GUCUGUCCGGGGAGACUCCGAGGGAAAGUCGGUCAGAGAUGGAGCACCAGGAGGAGCACAGGCCGGGAGUGACGGGGCCCCGCUGCCCGAGGACAUGAGCCUGUUUCCCGCAGAGAGCCCGCCGCUCCGCCGCUGGGGGAGGAACAUUCAAUCCAGGAGCGCCAUGCAAUCCCACAAUCCUCUGCUUCGUCAAACCAGAACCAUCCUUAGUAACCUCCACCUAGCAACUGCCUAGCAACUGCUUAACAACCGCCUAACGACAGCAUAGCAACCGAAACUCUGCCUAAACAUUUUCAACACAUUUUUGUCAUAUUUUUGUAAGAUUUUUCUGCACUUUAACUUUUUUGUAAUUUUUUGCUAAUUUUUUAUGUUUUUCUGUUAUAUUUACUUUAUAUUGUUAAACAACUUAAUUUUGUUCCAUUUUCAAAGCCACAUCUUUUUACAGGGUUCAUUUCGAAAAGUGUAAUUUUCCUUUAAACUUGGAAAACGCUGGAUUAUUUUUUAUUUUAGAUUUUUGGGCGUGACGUCGUUUGUGUUUGACUCUUGUGGAGUUGUGCAUCUGUUUUUCUGAAGAGCAGUGUUUUGUGAAUGCUGUCUGGAAUCUACUUUAACUUUAUUGGGAAAUUCUUUAUACACAUCUAUUUUUGUAACAUCUAGAUUUUAUAACAGAUUUAUUUUGACUUUUGUGGAGUCUUUUUGGAGUUUCUUGGAAUUCUCAAGUUUCUACAGUAGAUUUUUGGGAGUUGGUUGUCUGGACAUUGGGAGAUUCUGUUUAUUGUUUUUUGUCAGACAUUUUGAGCCUGUUUGUCAGCCAUCUUGAGGUGUUCUCUGGCGUUCUCCCUUGUUCUCCGGCAUUCCUUGGUGUUCCCGGCAUUCCACUCUGGACCAUGAUGUUCCGCGACCAGGUAUCCGUGCUGGCCGGGUGGUUUAAAGGGUGGAAUGAGUGUGAACAGACGGUGGCGCUGUUGUCGCUGCUGAAGAGGGUGAGCCGGACACAAGCGCGCUUCCUGCAGCUCUGUCUGGAACAUUCUCUGUCCGAGUGCAGCGAGCUCAUCGCCGCAGAGACAGACGCCAACGACCCAGUGGUGAUCAGCCAAUGGCACAGCGAGUCAAAGGAACGAGCCAUCUCAUUGGUCCUGUCUCACCUGCCGCUGCUCAAACCGGGAAACUCGCAAGCGAAGGGCGAGUACAUGCGGCUGCUCCCCUGGAUCCUGGCACAGACUAUCGAGUCGGGGCGCCACGUGGAGGAAUCACGCCAGCUCCUGUCGUACGCCCUCAUCCACCCAGCCACCUCCAUCGAAGAUCGCUCUGCCCUCGCCCUCUGGCUCACUCACCUUGAGGAGCACGCGGGACGGGGAGACAGUCUGGAGAGGUCACCCCACAACCAGAGCUCUGGAGGGGGGCAGAAGAGUCAGCCCUACCCCCAUACCCAGAGCUCCGGAGGGGGACCAAAGAGCCAGCCAUACCCCCAGACACAAGGCUCCGGAGGGGGGCAGAAGAGCCAGCCCUAUCCCCAGACCCAAAGCUCUGGAGGGGGGCAGAAGAGCCAGCCUUAUCCCCGUUAUGGCUCCGAGGACCGGCUGAACGGCUGGCAGCAGCAGGGGAUGCAGUGGAGCUCUGAGAACGGGCACCUGUUUCCCUCCUCCUCUGUGCCAGCCGCCAUCAACGCCGUGGGCACCGGACCAGCGGGGGCAUUGUCCCCCGCCCCGCAGCACUCCCCCCUGAAGCGUUCGGUCUCCCUCACCCCUCCCAUCUGCUCAUCACAGCCUACGGGGGGCGCUCUGGGGCAGGUGUGGCUGUCUCAGGAGGACCUCCGCAGACCUCCCGAGCACGUGCCCCUCUCCCCCCAGAGCAGUGUGGCGUCGUCGGGCAGCGGGGGCAGCGAGCCCCUGGACGAUCUGGGACUGGGUCUGACCCGAGGAAGCUUCCAUGAGGAGGGCAGCGGGAUGAGGGACGUGCCGCAGUGGUUGAAGAGUCUCCGUCUGCACAAAUACGCCGCUUUGUUCUCCAGCCUCACCUACGACCAGAUGCUGAAUCUAAGUGAGGAGCAACUCGAGGCACAGAAAGUGACCAAAGGCGCACGGCACAAGAUUGUGAUCAGUAUCCAGAAACUGAAGGAGCGACAGAGCCAACUGCGAAGCCUGGAGAAGGAAGUGCUGGAGGGGGCGAUUCUUCGGGGCCCCCUACAGGAGCUGCACCAGAUGAUCUUGACUCCUAUCAGGCCGUUCACCUGCGACACAAGCCCCGCCCCCGGAGCGCACCUGUCCCACCUGAGCGGGGGCGGGGCCAGCGGAGGGGAGGGGGAGUCUGGAUCCAGCUCCAUUGCUGAGGGCGACCUGCCUGCGCAAUUCACCCGCGUCAUGGGCAAAGUGUGCACUCAGCUGCUCGUGUCUCGCGCCGACGAAGAAAACCUGAGUCUGUAUCUGCAGCUGCUUGACAAGUGUCUGCUCCAUGAGGCCUUCACAGAGACUCAGAAGAAGCGUCUUGUUUCCUGGAAGCAGCAGGUCCAGAAACUGUUCCGCUCCAUCCCCAGAAAAACUUUGCUUGACCUCUCGGCCUACAGGAGGAGCGCUCGAGGCUUCGGUCAGUCGAACUCUCUUCCCUCGGGGUCUCUCGGGGCUGGGCCCUCAGUGCGGAGGGGACUCAGACAGUACCAGAUGCCCUCCCGCAGUCUUCCAGGGGCCCGGCUUGGGCUCCUGCCCAGCACCGGAGCUCUGCUGGGGGCCACAGCGAGGAGCAGCACCCCCACUGGCCGACAGGGUCUGUGGUUCGCUAACCCCGGAGGCAGCAACAGCGUUCCCAGUCGCUCCCACUCCUCAGUUACUAGGACACGCUCUUUGCCAGUGCCCCAGAGCAUGCAUCUGCUGCAGCACCCAGAUUUACAGCAGACGCCGAUGGAGCCCGACAUCAACAACCGCCUCGAGUCUCUGUGUCUGAGCAUGACUGAGCACGCUCUCGGAGACGGCGCUGACCGCACGUCCACCAUAUGACCUCAGACCUGAUGACAUCACCACCCACCUGCACAAGCCUCGCACACGCCGGAAGGAAGUACAGGUCUCCGCCAGGGACGAGCCGAGUCAAAAGGCAAAGGUCCGGUCACCAGGAACCACCCACUGCAAGGAGAGGAACCAAAACAGCUUCGACCGCAGUGUCCUAAAGGGUUCUAAAGGGUUUUAAUGUGGUCUAAAGUGGUCUACAGAGUUCUAAAGCGGUUUAAUGUAGAACAGUUGACACCAGGAGAAUGCUGAGGGUACUUUAAACAGAACACUAACAAACACAACCUGCUUUUGAACCGGAGGUGUAGAGUUUAUACCAAAAGAUUCAAGUCUGAUCAAAAAUGGGGAAGGUUUGUAGAAGAAAGUUACUCGCAAGGAUGUGUAAAGGAGGGAUCUUCGAACAGAACUUUAAAAACAAAGGGAAGUACAAGAGGAAGUGACAUCAGGGAAGGAAGCAGGAAGUGGAGCGAGGAGGAGGUCGGUGCCGGAUUUGGACACUCAGCUCUCCGUAUGGGGUUCAGAUCAGGUUGAACCAAAGGAGACCUGCUUCACACAAGUCAGACAUACUACAAUAAAAGCCUGUUGUUUCGUCUUUAGUUAAAAAUUGUCAUCAUCUGCUGCAGGGCUGGCCGAGAAUGUUCCACAGUAUGGCAUUAAAGUAAGAGGUUUUAGAUGUUAUCCAUGCAUGUUUGAGUAAUCUACUGAUCUCUCUCGGGCCCUAUUAGAAUCCCUGGUUAGGUUAUGAGGCUGCAUAAGGUUCCGCCCAUGUCAUCCAUGCUCCUGCACAACAAUUCUUCAUAAAUAUACAACAACAUGCUGCGAAAAAAUUCCCAACAACUUGACAAACCUGAUGCGAUGUGCAGUAGUUGUAGCAUUAGCUGGAGGCAUCCUGAUUGAGUUGUCAUAGUGCUCUGAAGGGGGAGUGACUUCACACAGAGAAUAAAGGGAACGGGGACUUAUUUGUAGUAAAAGAACAUGUUUAAUUGAAUAGAAGUUUAAUGCCUUACUAUGGAAUAUUCCAGGCUAAGCAAUAGCAUCUCUAUGGAGACAAGCUGGUAGUAGUAGCAGUAAGGAUGGCUGUAUUUUGGUAUUUGCUAUCUGCAGCCUGCUAUUGCCAUUUAACUGGUCUGAGAAUCCACCCACUGACCUUCUAGCUGUGAGGUAUGGGAGCUAACCACUCUGCUGCUCUCACUCACACUAAGAUCCACUUUACAAAUGUGUUAUAUCGUCCAAUCAGAGCGGAGUAUCCAGACCGGCACCGACCAAUGGAAGGACAACGUUUAUCUCAAAGGAAACAGGAAGUGAGGAGCCAAUCAGAGGCCGGCCCUCUGCUCACGUGACACAAAAUGGCGUUGUGGAUUUGAGCGGUGCAUGAUCCGUAUUGGUUUGUCUUUAUUAACUUUAUUGUCCCUCGAACCCCAAAACACAACAGAGUUUUUACUUUGAUUUUGAUGUUACAAAAUGGAGCUCAACAGUCCCAUCCACUUCCAAAUCCUCUGUUUCAAAAGUAACUUUUCCAUUCAUUAACCAGCUACACAUCAAGUAUAUUGCGGGUGUUUUAAAACAGACCUAUUGUGCAAAGUCAGCCUUUCAGAGCUUUUAGCCAUGUUACAGUCGUUUCCUUCUCACUGACGCUAUGAAAUUGUAUUUAGAGUGAUUCAUGCAUAUUUGAGUAAUCUUUACUCUCCUGUAUUCAACAUGUCAUUGCUUCAAUCUACUCCUGUUGUCACCUCCACCGGUACACGGCCACUGGAUUCAGCAGCACCGCGUAGUCAUUUUGGUAGAAAUGGAAAAAAAAAAAACCUCUGCUCACUAGUGUGAUGUGUUAAAAUUAUAGGUAUUGUGGUCAUUAAUUACUAGCCAUUAGCCCUGAGCUUUCAAACAUUUACUAUUUGGGAAAAAUGAACAGGAAAUUUACUUCCGGAAUCACAGGGUGGGCAGUCACUGUUGAGCUCUGUAGAUACGCCUGAUUCAGGAUAAUAUCAGGUCGAAACUGGCCUCAGAAAUUAUCAUGCAAAAUUAUGAUGCACUUUCAGGAUUUGGAAAUGAUUUGCAAAUGUGACAACUUCUCAGUGAAACAGAAGUGAAAAUGGCUGAUAAUGGCACCAUCUGGAGGACAUACAGAAAAUUACCUAAUAUUACCUAAGGAACCAAAACUAAAUGGGUUGAACCAAAAAUCUAAACUAGGGAUGGGCUGAUACCUUUUUUUUGUUGUUGUUGUUUUGUUUUUUUUUGUUUUUUUUUUGAGCCGAUACCUAUAUCUGAUAUUUGGCCUGCUACUGUAGCUGAUAACCCACAUUCAAUAUAUUUCAAGUUUAAAAUCCACAGCAAAGCCCACACAUUUAUCUUAAGUUAAUUUGUGAUUGCUACUUUAACUUUUCACUUUUGUAAAAAUAAUAACCAAAUGUAUUUACUGGAGUAUUUGUUACAUGUUUGUGUGAAAAUACAGCCAUAUAACACUCAAUUUUGACUCAUUCAGAAAGGGCACACAGAGAGGGAAGUAAAAAACAAACAAAAAACCAGUAUUGAAUAUUAUCUGAUACGGGAACCAAUAUACCGCCCAUCCCUUCUCUAAACCAGGACUAAAAGAUUAACACAUAAGGUCCAUGAAGAGAGUGCCGAAGCUGCCAAAAUAAAGCAAUAAUGUUUUUUUUUUUUACAUUUGACGAAACAUUUUAUUUUUUUAGAGGGACGAGACUCGACCUGUUGCAUAUCUGUUAUUUAUUUGUGCUUUUUAGUGUUGAAUUAUAACUUUUAUUUUAUGGCUGGAAACCAUAUGAGCAUCUCAGUAUCUCUGUAACCUCUUUUUGAAUUUUAGUUUUGCUUAAUUUUACCAAAUGUGCCUCAGAUUUUACUGUUUUAUUUUGAAAUUUGUGGGAAUUUUGACAGUUUUUGUGUGAGAUGUGUAAGGCAGUAUUUUGAACAUUUUUGAGAAAAACAAUUUUAAGUUUAAGCAAGUAACCUCAAUAAUGUGUCAUUUAAUGUCUGAUGCAAAAACUAUAUGAAAACCAAGUCUAAACCAGGACUAAACCAGGUCUAAUCCAGGACUAAACCAGGUCUACUCCAGGUCUAAACCAUGGCCUGUUAUGCCUCAGAAGUGUAAAUAGUACAUUUUUCUUCAAACUUUAAACUCACAUUUGAAUUAUAAAAAAAAAAUCUCCAAAAACUGUGAUUUUUUUUUUCAUGUUUGUAAUUGUAGUUCUGUUUAACCUCAUCUUGCUGCGGUGUCAUUUUGGGAGUAGUAUUUCCCAGUUUUCGAUUUCUGUUUUUGUAAAAUGCAGUUACUUGUUUUGUUUUAUUUACCUAAAGAGCCUUGUAUUGACUGCAGGCCGACAAUAUUAAACUGACAAAUUAUUAUGUUUAAUAAAAAAAUCUGUUAAAAAAAGUUAUAAAAAUGAAAGAAAAAGUGAAAAGCGUAAAAAGGUGAAAUGUAAUUUAUAUUUUAUGACCUGCAUGAACAUUUAGAAUAAAGACGGCAGUGCCUGUG